UGCAUUCCUCAGCUUCACUCCUCCUCCUUCCUCCUGGGUGAAGUUUGUGUCUAAAGGUGUUUCAGUCACUUUAAUUCAGCCAUCCGACCAACCUGAGCUCAGAACCUGAGUGAACCAACGAGAAGUUUGAACAAAAAGAUCACAGUCACAGAUGGAGUUGAAGGUCUGGGUGGACGGGGUCAUCAGGGUGGUCUGUGGUCUCUCGCUGAACACUCCCUGUCAUGACGUCGUCAUCUCGCUUGCACAGGCCAUCGGCCAGACGGGUCGAUAUGUUCUGAUCAGGAAGUUCCGAGGGUUGGAGCGCCCCCUGGGUGCCCAUGACUGCCCCAUGAAGCUGCUGGCUCAGAUGGGUCAGCUGGCUGCAGAGGUCCACUUCAUCCUGAGGAGGACCGGUCCCAGCCACAGCGAAGGUCCACAUAAAUCCUCCAAAGACAGUCUUCCUCCGCUGGUGGAGCCCUCAGAACCAGAACUAAUGAAGUAUAACGGUCCUCAGAAAGCUCUCUCCUUCAAUCUGGGUCCCUCGACUCUUCCCAGGAGGAACAAACCCAGCAGGAACUGGUCUCCAACUCUGGGGGAAUCAGCAGAAGAGCGGCCAUCUCGUGGUUCAUUCAAAGAUCAUUCUGCAAAGAAAAAUCCCUCUGAUCCUCAGAAAGAGGAGAUGUUCAGACAAAUCCUGCAGCAGCAGAAUUUGCUGCAUGACCUGGAGGCUCAGAUUGAAGCUCUGGAGAAGGAAACAGGACUUUUGGACCAGAGGGUCACAUCCUCUUCACUUCCAGAUCCAAUACCAGACCUAACGGAGGACCUGCAGGAGCUGGAAUUUCAACUGAAGCAGUACGAGGUGGAGCUGAUUUAUGGAGAAAACUGGGAGAAGGAGCUGAAGGUGGAAAUGGAACGAGAACAAGAGAUGCAGAGACGUCUCGAACAGAUCCACUCAUCCAUAGAUGACCAGAGUUACGAGAUCAAGGUGCUCCAGACCCGCUAUGAGCAUCUGGAGCAGGACUUAGAUCACGGAAUCCAGGCGCACAGUUCAAAUGAGGAGGUCCAGCAGACCGAUGAGGCCCUGAGGUCACUGACAGAGGAGCUCCACAACCGGCUGCAGCUUGGAGAAGAUCUGGACGCAGCGUUAGCAGAGACGCAGUGGGAGCUGCAGACUGCAGAAGAAAGGGUAAAGGACAGAAUGGAGAUGAUCGAUGGGCUGAACAAGGAGCUGAGGCAGUGUGACCUGCAGCAGUUCAUCAAGCAGGCCGGGGUAAACCCGUACUCUGAUCAGGGGAACUCUGUGUCCGUUAAUGAAGUCUACCUCAGCAAAGCUCGAAUCAGGAAAUAGGAGAAGCCAGAGAAUUAGCAGGAAACAGAUGAA
This is a messenger RNA of Cyprinodon variegatus (sheepshead minnow), 1360 nucleotides long. RefSeq names its product ras association domain-containing protein 8-like. The transcript is spliced from 6 exons. The coding region runs from base 152 to 1327 and encodes 391 amino acids. Gene Ontology annotation, biological process: signal transduction. Lineage: Eukaryota; Metazoa; Chordata; Actinopteri; Cyprinodontiformes; Cyprinodontidae. The record is from RefSeq and is a predicted model, not a curated record.